Haemonchus placei is the source of this 468-nucleotide messenger RNA. The record is from the annotation of a GenBank genome assembly. NCBI's taxonomy places the organism in Eukaryota, Metazoa, Nematoda, Chromadorea, Rhabditida, Trichostrongylidae.
GAUCUUAAAGAAGAAACAUGUGAAGCACAAUCGUUUUCCACCUAUUUGAACCCAUAUUUCCUCCUAUUCAUUCUUGGUCAGACGCUGCAUGGAGUUGGCUCGACGCCACUGUUCUCCAUUGGAACGACAUUCAUUGACGAGAACGUCACCCAAAAAGCCUCCCCAGUAUAUCUCGCGGCUCAUGCCGUACUCACAUCAUUUGGACCAGUAAUUGGUGUCUUUGUGGGUGGCUAUCUGCUUAACAUCUACGACGAUUUCGACAGAGUCGAUCACCCACCGAUAGCUCGGACAGAUCCUCGCUGGAUCGGCGCGUGGUGGAUUGGAUUCCUAGCCUCGUCCAUCAGUGCUCUUCUGAUCGCGUUCCCAAUUUUGGGGUUUGCUCACGAACUUCCAGAAGCGAAACGCCAUCGGGCCAAAGACGUCAAUCAGGUGAUCCGUGACUUUAUGACUGCUCAAGUCGAAUACUGA